This is a messenger RNA of Paramecium primaurelia, 2490 nucleotides long. The record is from the annotation of a GenBank genome assembly. Lineage: Eukaryota; Ciliophora; Oligohymenophorea; Peniculida; Parameciidae.
AUGUCUACGAAGUCUUUAGAGGAGGAAAUAAAAUCUCUAGAAUCAAAGGUACUUAUGAAACUUAGUAAAGAUUGGUAAAAUGUAAGACGAAAUUGAAGGAUUAGAUAAGUAUUAUGCAGAUAAAAGUCAUCAGCUUUUUCAUUUGAAUACUCAAAUUGAAGGUCUUUCGAAAUCUUUAAAAUAAAGAAAAGAUUUAGGAACAGAUAAAAUUAAAGAACAAUUAGAAUAAGAAUAAGUGGUUUUAAAGAAGAGUUAAGAAUAAACUGAUGUGAAACUAAGAAAAACAUUUUAGAAUUUCUUUACAUAAUAGAAAACUAGAAUGUAUUUAUUAGCUAAUAAAUCAAACUAAAAAAUGGAUGUUAAUUCUGUAGCAGUCUUUUUAUUAGAAAAUCCUCAUAAAUAUGUAUUAACCAAAUGGAGUGAAGAUGAAACUUAAGAUUUUAAUGAUGGAUUUUCUGUAACAUAUAGAUGUGUAACAUUUCUAAUUAAAAAAACAACAACAUUAUAAUAAAUAUUUGAAUGGAGUGUUUAAUAUUGGGAAUUGUCUAGAAGUGAAUAUACAAUGGUUGAUAAAAAUUGUAAUUGUAUGGAUCUAUUAAUGAAUUAUUCAGCUGAGAAUUUCUUUUCUGCUCAUAAGGAAUAAGUCUAAUUUGCAUGUCUAUAUGUAUAUCGUAAAUAAUUGGCUACAAACUUUUUACUUGAUGAAUAAAAAAUUAAUAUUUCACUUCCAAAUAGAAAUUAAUAAACUAGUUAGGAUGAUGAAAAUAUUAAAUAAAUAAGAAAAGAAUUAGAUGAUUUUGUUGAUGUUUAACCUGGUUUAAAACUUUAUGAAAAAUAAGAUUAAGAAGAAAAUAAUGAAAGUACUAAUAUCAGUAUAGGUUGGAAAAUAUUUCUAUUGAUUUUAUCAGCUACUCUACUUAUUUUAAUAUAUAUGAAUUCAAAAAAUAUUAUGGAUUAUGAAACAACAUCUUAAGUUAGAUUAACAUUACAUAAUUAUCUACUUGAAGUUAAAUAUGGUUUGAAUACUGUAUCUACUAUAGAUGAUUUGUAUAAAAAGAUUAAUUUAAUUACAAUAGUGGAUAAAUUUAAUGUGACUUAAUCAGAUGGAUCUAUUUAAGAAGAAAUUAAAAUUCAAUUCUAAUUUAUUUAAAUGGGACCUAAAUUUAAAGUAUUUUAGGUAUAAAGUAGUAAUUAUACUUGUAAUGAAAUUGAACUUGCAUCUGGAUAUAAUGAAUGUUAUUAUUCUAUAUAUAGUGACAAGAAUGCCUUAAAAUCUUAAAUAAAAGCUACUGAUGGUAACACUUAUCCAUGGGGUGAAUAUAAAACAGCAGAAGAAUCUGGUGUAUUUCCUUUUAGUGGAAUUCUCUCAAAUUAUGAUGGAGGUGGUUUUGAUGAAUCUUAUGAUUCUUAUGAAUAUGUUGAUGAUAAAGUUUAAUUACAUAAAUCUUAAGGUAUGUUUAAUAUUUUUACAACUAAAAUGGUACUUUUCAAUAUUGUAAUAUAUGAUGAUAGUAGAGAAUAAUUUUAUGUUGUUUAUUAUUUCUUUGAAAUUGCUCCUAGUUAUGAAAUUGUCCAAUAAUUACAUAUGUAGAGUUUUCGAUGUCUAAAACCAGAAGAAGCUGCUAAUUUCUGGCUUACUGAAUAUAUUAUGUUAGCAAUAUCAGGAAUUUUAAAUUCAAUUAUGAUAUUUGUUGCUGUUAAAGAGACCUUAAAUUCAAUUAAUAAAAAAUAUUAGAACUUUUAGCUUAGACGAGAUUUUACUGCAUUUAUUUAAGUUGGUAUAAUGUAUCAAUUAACAAUAUUUAUUUUACAAUUAGUAAGUUUCUUAAUGUUUUCAUCAAUUCCUUCUGAUUCAUUGGAUAUACUACAAAAUUCUGCUGAAUCUUCAAUUAUGUAUUAUGCAAAUUAAUUUAAUAAUGGAUUAAUAAUUAGAGGAGUUCUAAUAAUUUUAGUAGGUUUUAACACUCUUAAAUUAUUUUAAAUUUCAGAAUCUGUUGCAUUUGUUUAAGCUAUGGCUGCAAAAGGAGCAGAAAAUAUCAUUAUGAUUAGUAAUUAUUAAUCAAUAUAUAAUAAUAGUUAUCUUUGCCAUUACUAUAUUGGCUUCUUAUGCAUUUAUAUUCUAUUAAUUAUUCUCCUAAAGAUUUGAUGAAUUUACUACUUAUUAUAGAUCCUUCAUUUCUACUUGUGGAAUGUUCUUUCUAGGAAAUUUUAAAAUUUGGUUCAAAAUUGUUGAUUAUGAAGUUUAAACUAUGAUUAUUAUAACAUCACUUGUGUUUGUUACAUAUACUUAUGGAGCAACUGUUUUAGUUAAUGCAGUCUUACAAGAAGUCUAUAGAACUAUAAGGUUAUUGAAUCAAAUAUUAUUUUAGUUAUCGUACAGAUCAUUUACAAACAAUUAAAGAAUUCUAUGCUAAGAUAGAUGAAAUAAAGUCAAAGAUUCAUUUAGCCAUUACAUAAUUGAUUGAAAAACUUAGGAGGAAAAAUUAAUGA